AACUGGUAUUAAAUCGAAGCAAUGAGCCACCGCGCGUGCAGAUCGCCAUUGCCCGAAUUCAAUACCAGUCGAUCAUUUUCGUUCCUUAGUGGAGAAGGUAGUGAAGAAAUGGCAUGCAUAUCACUUUGGUUACCAUCUACAAUUUUGAAGCCAUGAGCUGUUCCUGUGGCUGCUUCGUUACUGUGUGGAUGCUGCUGCUCCUGACGCCUACUUCCGGUGGCCUAUCCACCAGCCUGUUAUACAGUGCAGAAAACCAGACAACGCGCUUGAUGCCGUCGGACGACGAGCUUGAUGGUCCUCAACACGCUUCCAUGGCCACUUGGUUUACAACUGCAGGCUUUGCAGCACGUCUAAUCAGAGACGGCCUUGUGUGUUGGGCAAAAAUGGCAGAACAGAAUGGGGUUUGCAAGAACAAGCACGAGGACUUGACAUCUGAAAGCGUGUCUGAGAAAUGCAAGUCGGUGUGCAAGUUAGUCUCGUGCUACUCCAAGCUUUUCCUAGUCCGCUGCGUGGUGAAAGAUGACGAUGACGACAAGAUUCAGAACCUACUGGCACCAGGAGCGUGCCCGUCGCUAUGCUCAGGAGGUGGCAUAACCGCUCCAGCAUCUCUGGUUAUCCUUUGCGUGACAGCCUUCUUGGUUAUUCCACGAUGGACAACACUCUGAACAAGCGUUUAAGAGAAUGAAGAUCAGCGCAAGUUAAGGACAUAGUACAGGCGUAAUAAGCUUCUUGGGUAACGCCCAGUUUGUCUGCUAAAAUAAAGCUUGUGGCAGGAA
Messenger RNA from Ornithodoros turicata, 776 nucleotides. RefSeq lists its product as uncharacterized. The record is from RefSeq and is a predicted model, not a curated record. The transcript is spliced from 4 exons. Bases 114 to 665 code for a protein of 183 amino acids. NCBI's taxonomy places the organism in Eukaryota, Metazoa, Arthropoda, Arachnida, Ixodida, Argasidae.